Messenger RNA from Trichomonas vaginalis G3, 489 nucleotides. RefSeq lists its product as uncharacterized. The record is from RefSeq and is a predicted model, not a curated record. Lineage: Eukaryota; Parabasalia; Trichomonadida; Trichomonadidae. The coding region runs from base 1 to 489 and encodes 162 amino acids. The transcript has a single exon.
AUGGGUAAAACAUCUAAGUUACACACUCGCAUUGUCAUGGUCAAUGACGUUCGAAAUGGUCAAGUUUCAGGAACUAUAUACUGCAUUGGAAAGAAUGGAAUGUCGAUUCUUACUACAAAAUUCGAUUCUUUCAGAGGGCAUUUGAAACAAACAGCAGAGCCAAUCGGAAUGGAGUAUCAUGAAGUAGAAAGGAACAUCUUACGGUGCUCAUGGAAUCCUCAAUCUUCAGAAAUACAACUUCUUGAAGAUAAUGGAGUGAGAGUUGAAGAUCAACCUGUAAACACUAGAACAGAGACACAACGCUAUGAUCAAGAUACUCAAUUACUUUCAGAUCUUACAACUCCUCCCAAUAGAGUAAAUUCUCAACCUAUUUCUAAUGAUAACAGCUAUGGAUUCCCUGAAUUCUUAGAGCCAGUAGAUGACCAAUUCAUAUUUGAUAAUAGUAAUAUCAAUAUCCAAAUUGCUGAUGAUUUUCUCUUAAUUUAUUAA